Callorhinchus milii (elephant shark) is the source of this 6196-nucleotide messenger RNA. It is a transcript of the gene ddb1, whose product is annotated as damage-specific DNA binding protein 1. Gene Ontology annotation, molecular function: nucleic acid binding; protein binding. Gene Ontology annotation, cellular component: site of double-strand break; nucleus. The transcript is spliced from 27 exons. The record is from RefSeq and is a predicted model, not a curated record. NCBI's taxonomy places the organism in Eukaryota, Metazoa, Chordata, Chondrichthyes, Chimaeriformes, Callorhinchidae. Gene Ontology annotation, biological process: proteasome-mediated ubiquitin-dependent protein catabolic process; DNA repair. Bases 74 to 3493 code for a protein of 1139 amino acids.
GGGAGCGCGAUUCCGAGUGAACGGGAGAGGAGUGGAGCUGAGUUGUUGGCAUCGCCUCACAGACAGGGCCGCCAUGUCCUACAACUACGUCGUGACGGCUCAGAAGCCCACCGCGGUGAACGCCUGCAUAACCGGGCAUUUCACCUUGGCAGAUGAUCUGAACCUGCUGAUUGCCAAGAACACCAGGCUAGAGAUCUAUGUGGUGACUCCAGAGGGUUUGCGCCCUGUCAAGGAAGUGGGCAUGUAUGGCAAGAUAGCCGUGAUGGAACUCUUUCGACCUAAAGGGGAAUGCAAAGACCUGCUAUUCAUUCUGACAGCAAAGUAUAAUGCCUGCAUCUUGGAGUACAAACAGAACGGAGACAGCAUUGAUAUCAUCACACGGGCCCAUGGAAACGUGCAGGACCGCAUUGGCCGUCCCUCUGAGACGGGAAUCAUAGGUAUCGUGGAUCCUGAAUGUCGGAUGAUAGGCCUGCGGCUGUACGAUGGGCUAUUUAAAGUGAUCCCACUGGACAGAGACAAUAAAGAGCUGAAGGCCUUCAACAUCCGUCUCGAAGAGUUGCAUGUGAUCGAUGUGAAGUUCCUCUAUGGCUGCCAGGUCCCAACCAUCUGCUUUGUCUAUCAGGACCCCCAGGGACGUCACGUAAAGACCUAUGAAGUAUCUUUGAGGGAGAAGGAAUUCAACAAGGGUCCGUGGAAACAGGAAAAUGUAGAGGCCGAGGCAUCUAUGGUCAUUGCAGUUCCAGAGCCAUUUGGAGGGGCCUUGAUCAUAGGCCAGGAGUCCAUUACAUACCAUAAUGGAGACAAAUACCUGGCCAUAGCACCACCAGCUAUCAAGCAAAGCACCAUUGUAUGUCACAACCGCGUAGAUCCCAACGGCUCUCGGUACCUGCUAGGAGACAUGGAAGGGCGACUGUUUAUGCUGUUGCUGGAGCGGGAGGAACAGAUGGAUGGAAAUAUCACUGUCAAAGACCUGCGGGUGGAGCUUCUGGGAGAGACCUCUAUUGCAGAAUGCCUGACAUAUCUUGACAAUGGAGUUGUGUUUGUUGGAUCUCGCCUUGGAGACUCCCAGCUGGUCAAAUUAAACGUAGACAGCAAUGAGCAAGGCUCUUACGUUGCUGGCAUGGAAACCUUCACCAACUUGGGCCCCAUUGUGGACAUGUGCGUCGUAGAUCUGGAAAGGCAAGGCCAGGGCCAGCUCGUCACCUGUUCAGGAGCGUUUAAGGAAGGCUCACUGAGAAUCAUCCGCAAUGGGAUUGGUAUCCAUGAACAUGCCAGCAUUGAUCUUCCUGGUAUUAAGGGUCUGUGGCCUCUGCGUUCUGACUCCACACGGGACACUGAUGACAUGCUGGUGCUCUCUUUUGUUGGACAGACUCGUGUAUUGAUGCUGAAUGGGGAGGAGGUGGAGGAGACUGAGAUGCCAGGAUUCGUGGAUGAUCAGCAGACCUUCUACUGUGGUAAUGUGGCCCACCAGCAGCUCAUUCAGAUAACGUCUGGGUCAGUGCGACUGGUCAGCCAAGAGCCCAAAUCACUGGUCAGUGAAUGGAAGGAACCCAAUGGAAAGAACGUGAGUGUGGCAUCCUGCAACAGCAGCCAGGUGGUGGUGGCUGUGGGCCGUGUGCUGUAUUACCUGGAGAUCCAUCCUGUAGAGCUCAGACAGAUCAGCUCCAUUGAGAUGGAGCACGAGGUGGCAUGUCUGGAUAUCACUCCCCUGGAGGGCAGCACAAUGUCACCCUUAUGUUCUGUGGGUCUUUGGACAGACAUUUCAGCUCGGAUCCUCAAGCUGCCAUCGUUUGAGACCAUGCACAAAGAGAUGCUCGGAGGAGAAAUCAUCCCACGCUCCAUCUUGAUGACGACAUUCGAGGGCAGCCACUACCUGCUGUGUGCUCUGGGCGACGGCGCUCUCUUUUACUUUGGGCUUGAUAUAGAAACAGGUUUAUUGAGUGACCGAAAGAAAGUCACUCUGGGAACACAGCCCACAAUGCUGCGAACCUUCCGCUCUCUGUCCACCACAAAUGUCUUUGCCUGCUCCGACCGGCCCACUGUCAUCUACAGCAGCAAUCACAAGCUGGUCUUCUCCAAUGUUAACCUCAAAGAAGUAAAUUACAUGUGUCCCCUGAACUCUGAGGGUUACCCUGACAGCUUGGCCUUAGCCAACAACAGCACUUUAACCAUCGGAACCAUUGACGAAAUACAGAAAUUACACAUCCGCACGGUGCCGCUUAAUGAGUCUCCGAAGAGGAUCUGUUACCAGGAAGCGUCCCAGUGCUUUGGUGUGGUCAGUAGCAGAGUGGAGGUGCUGGAUCCCAGUGGAGGCACCACCGUGCUGAGACCGAGUGCCAGCACUCAGGCUCUCUCCACCAGUGUCAGUUCCAGUAAGCUCUUCCCUAGCAGCACGUCACAGCACGAGAGCUCGUUUGGGGAUGAAGUGGAAGUUCAUAAUCUGUUAAUCAUAGACCAGCACACAUUCGAAGUUCUCCACGCUCACCAGUUCCUGCAGAACGAGUACGCACUAAGUAUUGUGUCUUGCAAGCUGGGCAAAGACACAAAUACUUAUUUCACCGUGGGCACGGCAAUGGUUUAUCCCGAGGAAGCAGAACCAAAGCAAGGCCGCAUCAUUGUUUUCCAGUAUUCCGACGGCAAACUUCAGACUGUAGCAGAGAAAGAAGUGAAAGGUGCCGUCUAUUCUAUGGUGGAAUUUAAUGGCAAACUGCUGGCGAGCAUCAAUAGCACGGUACGGCUGUAUGAAUGGACAGCGGAGAAGGAGUUGCGUACAGAGUGUAACCACUACAACAACAUUAUGGCCCUUUAUCUGAAGACAAAGGGAGACUUCAUCCUGGUGGGGGACCUCAUGCGCUCAGUGCUGCUUCUCGCAUAUAAACCAAUGGAGGGGAAUUUUGAAGAGAUUGCACGAGACUUCAACCCCAAUUGGAUGAGUGCUGUGGAAAUAUUAGAUGAUGAUAAUUUCCUGGGUGCAGAAAACUCCUUCAACUUGUUUGUAUGUCAGAAGGACAGUGCGGCCACCACAGAUGAGGAACGGCAGCACCUUCAGGAGGUGGGCCUCUUCCACCUGGGAGAGUUUGUCAACGUCUUUUGUCACGGCUCACUGGUGAUGCAGAACCUGGGCGAGACGUCCACACCUACCCUGGGUUCGGUGCUCUUCGGCACAGUCAACGGCAUGAUCGGUCUGGUUACUUCACUGUCCGAGAGUUGGUAUAACUUCCUGCUGGAUGUCCAGAAUCGACUGAACAAAGUUAUCAAAAGUGUGGGCAAGAUCGAGCAUUCAUUCUGGAGGUCGUUUCACUCCGAGCGGAAGACAGAACCUGCCACAGGCUUCAUCGAUGGAGACCUCAUCGAGAGCUUCCUGGAUCUCAACAGAACCAAGAUGCAGGAGGUGGCUGUAGGCCUACAGAUUGACGAUGGGAGUGGAAUGAAGAGAGAAGCAACAGUCGAUGAUCUGAUAAAGAUAGUGGAAGAGCUGACCAGAAUACAUUAGCGGAGCAGCCGUUUGUCUGUCCUGUGUGUUUGCCAGUACACCCCAGUCCCGGGGCCUCGGGGAGCUGCAGUCAAUCCUGUGCGAACAACAGAAGCAGCUACAGAACAUCCAUGAAAUGAGCCAAUAAUAACACUGAGUUUGCUGCCUGUCAGCUGGAGCUGGGGUUCAUCACUCUGCCCUGUGUUGGGGCGGCUUGCUGCAUUAGGACAUCUUCACCAGUGGAACGGAAGCUUUCAGAAAUUGCAUCUGUGAGCAUUCUCAUAUCUACCAUUGCCCAAGCCACAAUUUAAAUUUAAACCCAGGCUGCAGAGGGCUCUGUCUCCCAUUGUCGCCACUCACAAUGGGAAGAAUGUGUCCUUUUACAGAGCUCCUGCGCUCAUCUCGCAAGCACUCUGCUGCCUGUGAAUGACCAGCAGUGUGUGUGUGUGUGUAUGUGUAUGUGUGCGCGUGUGUGUAAGUGCUGCAGAUCCGUGUGAGGACUCCCCAGCUUCAGCCCUGGGCAAACUGCAAAUGUUAUUGUAAGUGGGCAACGCUCUUAGUCAUUCCCGAGAUGCAAACUAUACCCGUGCUGCGUGCUAUGCUUAGUUGUGGAAUUGUGUGGUGCUGUACAUCGUUAGCACACGAUUCUUUUUUUCUCUGGAUCUGGGAUGAAUCCAGCCCCUCAAGUCUGCAGGCUAAGCUUUUACACAAGAUGAAUAUUGGGCAGUAACCCCACAACACAAAAUCCCAUGCAGUUCAGCAUAAAAGUUCAGCCCCCUGCACCAGGAGGCCACAACAGUACUGAUAUUGGGACAGAAAGGGUCACUCUGGUCUGUUUGAGGGAAUCCAUUCAGUUUGGGCUCGAUGCAAGUUGCUAGCGAUAAAAGCUGAAAAGGCUGCGACUCCACUUCAGAGUCGCAUCUGAACGUUAAUUCAUCCCUUUCCACAUGGUUGUCCUGCUGAUGCCCUCUCAGUACCAGAUAUUCCUGUGUAUCGUGCUCUGGGCAGACAAUUUGUGGUGGACUGCGUGCUAUUCUGCUCCGUUUGGCAUGUUUUUCAGUAGAUUGUUCCUGCGUAUGUAGAGGUAACUAAUGCAGUUUUGUAUGUAUAAUUUAAUUUUACAUUUUUAAUGCAAUCUUAUUUCUAAGUUAAAAUUGCAGUUGUUAUUUCUAAGCACCAAGGGAGAAAUUUACAAAACAUAAUGAACAUCAGAAGCAGCUUGGGGUUGGUUCAUAUCAAUUAAUUUCCUACUUGUGUAUGCAUGCAGCAGCAUUGUUGGAACAGUGUAGACGGAGCUUUACUCUGUCUCUAACCCAUGCUGUCACUGACCUGGGAGUGUGGACGGACAGUGUAGAGGGAACUUUAUUCUUUUCUCUAACUUGUGCUGUUGCUGAGUUGGUAGCGCUGGUUGCUGAUAAUUGAUGCCUGAAAUGAAAAACAUUUAGCUCGCUACCAUUGACAUCUCUCACUUUGUUGAGCCCAAAGCAGAAAUGAAUUAAAGAAAGUUUGAUUUUCACUCAGCCGAGUGCUGCUGUUGGGGUCGGCUAGAUUGACAUCCUGUGUCAUUGCCAUUGUAUUUGUGGUGCAUAGUGCUCUUAAAAUCAGCAGGGGAUCCUGUGACGUCGUACCAGCAGAAAUUAAACACAAACUGUUUGUGAGCCUCUCCCGAGUUCUGCUUUUAAAGGACUGUUAUUCCCCUAACAGAACAGCAGCAUGGCUGGGUACCUGGUAUCAGCGGAUCAUUGGUGGUUAUGGCUGUCGUUUAUCUUCCAUAGAAAGACAGCGUCAUUACCAGGCUCUCAGUAAGUGAAAGCUCUGUGUAAUGGUCCCAGUGCGGUGUCUAAUCUUGAAUUGGGCACAAUGCUGAGCAACCUGGCACUCGUGCCUGAGGCUGACUGGACCACAAACCUAUCAGCUACUGAUGUGAGUGCUGUGCAGGGGGACCAUGACACUGGGUUAUAAGCCAGUCACACCCCUUCUUUGGGGGAGGGGAAGGCUGCUUCUCAGCAAUUUGAGGUAAGCGAUAUGCCAAACCACCUACAGUCUACCCCUCCACAUUUUGUGUUUGUUUUUUUGAAAAAAUUCUAUUGACUCUCCUACCACCACCAAUGUUUGAGGCCCAAAAAAACAAAUGUCUUGAAACUCAACCUCCAGUGAGCCUGGGAUUUAUGUAAUAACCUGCUUUGGGAUCGUUUUUCAUUCUUUUGGGAUAAAAAGAUCUUCCACCACCCUUAUCCCCAAAUCUGGUUGUGGGGGAAAAUGCUCCUUAAGAUGACAGCAAUAACCACAGCACUGUAAAUAAACCCCUCGUCAUGAUGAUAUUUAGGAUCGACUGUAAAAUAUUGAUUUAAAAAAAAGCUGUUGUACAUGAAAUGGGGGAGAGGAGCAAUGGCUGUUCUUGGUUACCAUUGUUCUUGGAGCCCAUUGUGAAUUCAGGCCUUGAAAUCCUUGAAAGGGAAUCACUAUGAGGUGGCCUGUAGGCAGUGCGUAGUACAGUGUUAUGUACCUUUUUGCUUUGGUCUGCAGAUAGAGUGCCUGCAAACAACUUGGACCAUUCUCCCCACAGUGGCCGUUCAAAAUAAAUAAUAAAAUGUUCUUUUGUAGGCUGAAAUUGAAAUGUUCUAUAAAUAAUGAACAAGCACACACUACUCAAACCUGUUAAUGAAUAGUUGUUAUUUUCUUCAAUAAAUUUUUGGGUUGAAAGAGCCUAUGGCAUAACUUUAA